Molecule: messenger RNA, 313 nt
Organism: Mizuhopecten yessoensis (Yesso scallop)
Lineage: Eukaryota; Metazoa; Mollusca; Bivalvia; Pectinida; Pectinidae
Exons: 2
Source: RefSeq, a predicted model, not a curated record
GAGAAUGAUUCGCCCAUGAGCUCGGAACCAUCUACUCCUUCUGCUGAGGUAAUCAGCUGCUCCCCUAUAGGAACGCCUGGAACUCCCCUUCGCAGACCCCGGGCGUCUGUAUCCCCCUCCCCUCUCAUUGUACUCAACAAUCAAGAAACUAAUGGUGACCAAAGAUCUCGCCGACAAAGACGUACGAGCACUCCCCAUCGUAACUCUGGUGGCGAUGGCUGUGACUCUCACUGUAAAGACCAUGUAGGUGGAGUUGUGGUUUUAGCCUUCAACACCAAGUCUGAUCGCACCAUCAACCGUGGAACAUGUCUCG